UGUCCAGGGAUAUAACGGGAUUUCAUUUUGCAUAUUGGUUCGUCUCUCUUUCACAAAAAGUGGAGCAUCGUCCGUCCAGUAAAAGACCCACUCGUAGUCAGUUCCGCUUGCAUAAAGUGCACACAUUACACAACUUUCACAACAAAAACACAUGCUCUUAAACGGACUUUUAGACUGAAAUCAUAAUAUUCACAAUAAUGAUGAAAAGUAUUAAUACAUAAUAUAGAGCUCUUCAUAAAUCACCUUUAAUCGAUAGUCAAUGUCGAUUAAAGUGUUACGACUUACGACUAGUUACGAGUGUACAGACUGGAUAUUUGCUACAUUGUGGACUGAUUUACUCACGUUUGUAAAUAAGUCUUACUUUGGGAAAGUUUGAGAAAUUGUGUCUACCGUUUACACACAAGUAUUUAUGCACAAUUCUAUUAGCCAUUGUGCUUAUCUGCAUUGAAUAUGGAUUCCGACCAAUUAAUACGAUAAGACAUAAACAGAAUGUACUCACGUAGCUAAGUAAUGCUCACGAUUGUGUAACAUGAAAUUAUAAAUAAUCGCCUAUUGUGUGACUAUGCCUAAAUUUCCAAACAUCCCUAAACCUCCUAUUCCAGCUUGGCUGACAAAUCAUGAGAACCAGGCGAAAGGUUAUUCGUACGUGAAUAUUGUGAUCCAAGUGUAUCAAAUUUACUCUUACUGGUUUGAUAUUUACGAUUUUGGCAAAUACUUUCUAUACGGUCUAAUAUACUGCGGAUUUGUCAUCACACCCAUGGUUCUAGCUUUUUUUCUUCUUAUUUCCGUCCACAAGAGACAACUCCAAAGAGUCGGAAUUUGGUGGGCUUGUGAAAUUGGAUUGCUAAUCUUGAACAUCAAUUUGUUUAUCAUUGGGAUUUAUGGCAUAAGUUUGAAAACCUUGAUCAACCUUUUUCUUCAUAGUGCACUUCGAGUGUAUGGGCUCAAAAUUAUUUACGACUACAUGGUCACUUUGGGAUAUGACGAUGCCGGGUCUGGUCGAAACAGAGUGAGUGCGAGCAAGGGGGAAAUGGUGGAGGUCCCCCUAGAUGACCCUUGGUCCGGGGAAGAGAAACUUUGAAAUUAUGCAGUGGAGAUGAAAUCACAGGAUUAGGUUGUUAAAUGAAAUUACCAAUCUAUUUAACUAUGGUUGUGAAAUGAAGAUAUUAUAUUGUUCUUGUCACAAACUCAACUUGUACCCACAUACCGAUAUACGGAUAUACCGUACCGAUCUCAAAAAUAUUCAAGUCACUUUUUAAAGGCAAGUCGAGAUUGCCUUUAAGCUUGUUUGUAGUUUACCAAUAAUGUAGUACGUGUCAUGAAUAUGUGGUUUUGUAAAUCAACUCAUCCGUCUUGCCUAAAGUGACAAUCGCAGCGUUAUUUCUCUGUAUCUAGGUUCUAAACUGACAAAACAUUUAAUAAACUUUUACCCUUGCAUUUCA
Molecule: messenger RNA, 1442 nt
Organism: Folsomia candida
Lineage: Eukaryota; Metazoa; Arthropoda; Collembola; Entomobryomorpha; Isotomidae
Exons: 4
Coding region: 563-1081 (172 amino acids)
Source: RefSeq, a predicted model, not a curated record